This is a messenger RNA of Penicillium subrubescens, 2018 nucleotides long. RefSeq names its product NYN domain-containing protein. The coding region runs from base 186 to 1871 and encodes 561 amino acids. The record is from RefSeq and is a predicted model, not a curated record. Gene Ontology annotation, molecular function: guanyl-nucleotide exchange factor activity; small GTPase binding. Gene Ontology annotation, cellular component: nucleus. The transcript is spliced from 2 exons. Gene Ontology annotation, biological process: protein import into nucleus. NCBI's taxonomy places the organism in Eukaryota, Fungi, Ascomycota, Eurotiomycetes, Eurotiales, Aspergillaceae.
CUUUCUACCUGACUCACAACAUGUGUGUUCGCACUCUGCUUCUUACAUCUUUGCGAAAUGCAAUUUAGCUUGGAUUUUGGUCGCUCACAUCGUGACUUCUUCACAAUCCUCCACACUUUUCCUUCUCUUCUCAACUCACCGCCUCCAACCUCCAAUCUAAUCUGAAUCCACCGCCAACCCUACCAAUGCUCGCAACGGGGACCACCGAGUCCGCCUCAAAUUGGGACUUUACCCAGGUGUUUGACAUUCUCAAGUCUCCCACCUACGGUUUUAAUGCCCGAUUUGCUCAAGAGAUCAAUCGCUACUGUUCUCCGUCCAGUGACGGACACUCAAACCAUGGCCUCACCCCCAGUGCCAACAGUCGGCCCGAUGAGAUCAAACGUCAGCGAAGCUACCCAAAACUCGGGGAUUUUGGCUUGAUCUGGGACCUUCUGAACAAGGACUCACCAUCUCCGAAUAAUGAUUUUAUGCCUGCAGAGUCCCCGCUGCCUUCACUCGAUCGACACUCGGCUCUCACGAUUCUGAGGCAACCUGUCCAUGAUGAACACGCCAAAGGGACAAUCUCAAUCCCUCGCAAGUCUGUCCCGGUAGUAAAGCUUUCGACACCUUCUGUUACCAAAGAGAAGGACCUCAACCGAUCUUCUCGUAAUCCACCAACCCCCUCUCAACAACCCAUCUCAAUCUUAAAGCGCGCUGCCGGCGGCCAUCCUAUCGAGAACGAUGUUACAGCUACAUCGUCUCCCCAGACUCUACCAAGGGCGAUUGGCCAUCCUUCCAAGCCAACAGAAAUUUCCAAUGUCAACAACAGGACCAAGGAUAAUGGCAAGGUCACUAAGUCUCAUCUCAACCCCGAACCAAUUCUUUCAGAAAGUAGCACCGGCGUGUACUCCGACUCGAGUGCUGUUGUGUUUGAUCAGCCCAUCACCAAGAAGUCUGGAGUCCUACUAUUCGUUCCAACCCAGGUGGGCAGUCGCGAUGAACGAGGCCACCACGAGGACACUCCGCCAUCAUCCUACGACGAGGCUGACUGGGGUUUCGCCUCGAACACAACCUCGAAUACCGCUCAAAACAUCAUUAUCACCUCCGCCGGGAUCCAAGUCCUUCCCGCUGCUUACGAAACUGCAUCGGAGCGCCGAUUCGGUUUGGUGACAAUGCUUCUCCGGGAUUUCCCUGAGUACGCUCAGCUUGCAUCGCAAGUGUUGUCCAAGAAAAGUGUUGAACCCCGUCCAAUCCAUGUCUUCGUUGACAUGUCCAAUAUUAUGGUGGGUUUCCACGAUUCGGUGAAAGUCUCGCGGAAGAUCCCUGUCACCACCCGGAUUCGUCGUCUACACAUGUCCUUUGCCAACUUCUCUUUGAUUAUGGAACGAGGCCGUCCAGCUGCCAAGAGAGUCUUGGUGGGUUCGGAUCGACUGCCUUCUAUCACCGAGGCAGAAGAACUCGGUUAUGAAGCCAACAUUUUGGAUCGUGUGCACAAAGCUAAGCACACGAAACCACGCCCCUCUAAGUUCCGCAAGGCCCACGGGUUUUCAAACAACCCCACAUCCGGACCUGAAACGGCCGGCACGGCUGGGGAGCGAUGGGUUGAACAAGGCGUGGACGAAAUUCUGCACCUGAAGAUGCUGGAGAGCAUUGUGGAUACCGACGAACCGUCGACGAUUGUCCUGGCGACCGGCGAUGCCGCGAUCGCUGAAUACUCUGGUGGUUUUAUGCGUAUGGUUGAGCGCGCUCUUCAGCGCGGCUGGUGUGUGGAAUUGGUCAGUUUCUCCCUGGUGACCAGUUAUGCGUACCGGCGGAAGGAAUUCCGCGAGAAAUGGGGCUACCAGUUCCGCCUGAUCGAGUUAGACCCCUAUGUGGAGGAACUCUUCGAUUGAAUGAUGCGAAAGUUCAGGUCGAUUAUGGUUUGGGCUCAUAUGCCAUUUUUAGUCUUAUGGUUGCAUAAUCUUUGAAAUCAGAUUAAUGGUAUCCCUAUUGGGAUCCUAUGCUUCCUAAAGUGUAUGUUUUGCUAGGUAAAAGGUUGG